Molecule: messenger RNA, 399 nt
Organism: Fraxinus pennsylvanica
Lineage: Eukaryota; Viridiplantae; Streptophyta; Magnoliopsida; Lamiales; Oleaceae
Source: the annotation of a GenBank genome assembly
AUGGGCGGUGAAAGCGGAGUAAGUGGUGGCAGGGUGUGCGGGAUGGUGACGGAAGAGGGUCGGAUGAUGGGUUGGGAUCCGGUUCACAAGAUCCGAAUAGCUGGAAUGGGAAUGAGAGUACAGAUUCUUAUUAUCAAAAAAAUGAUUGAAGCAAAUCCUAGCAAUUCUCUCUUGUUAGCAAAUUAUGUCAAGUUCUUGAAAGGAGAUUUUGCAAAAGCAGAAGAAUACUGUGGCAUGGCAAUUUUGGCUGAUCCAAAACCCACAGAUGGAUUUGCAGGUGAUGGAUCAGUGUCACAGGAUUUGGUGGUGGUGGAGGAUGCGAAUCUGUGCAAGCAGUGGGGAUGUGGUGGUGCAUUGGAUGUGGUUGUGGGAUGUGGAUCUAGUGACGCAUCGAUUUGA